Molecule: messenger RNA, 491 nt
Organism: Chinchilla lanigera (long-tailed chinchilla)
Lineage: Eukaryota; Metazoa; Chordata; Mammalia; Rodentia; Chinchillidae
Gene: Ndufb2
Product: NADH dehydrogenase (ubiquinone) 1 beta subcomplex, 2, 8kDa
Exons: 4
Coding region: 69-386 (105 amino acids)
Cellular component (GO): mitochondrial inner membrane
Source: RefSeq, a predicted model, not a curated record
CGCGCGCGGCGCCGGGAGGAACGUACGCGGGGAGGGGCGGCCUGGGACAGUGGUGGGAAGCGGAGAGCAUGUCGGCUCUGACCCGGCUGGUGCCUUUGGCUCGGGUCGGAGGCCGCCUCUUCCGAAGUGGCCGCGCGCGGGCAGCCGGAGGCGGUGCAGUCCGUCAUGCUGGUGGUGAUGCGCAUGCCGGGCCCUGCUACAGACAGUUUCCCCAGCCCAGCAGGAAAGCGGUGAUCCAGGCCGAGGUCUUAAGCGCAACCAUGUGGUUCUGGAUUCUUUGGCGCUUCUGGCAUGACUCGGAUGCUGUGUUGGGUCAUUUCCCAUAUCCAGACCCUUCCCAGUGGACGGAUGAAGAAUUAGGGAUCCUUCCUGAUGAUGAAGACUGAAGUGUGGACUGGCUCUUUACAAGGAGGAGCCAGGUGAGAAUGUCAAGAAAUUGUGGACUUCUGAUUGUACAUUCAAGUUGUAAAUUAAAGCGGUUUGGUCAAGAA